Culicoides brevitarsis is the source of this 803-nucleotide messenger RNA. Its product is annotated as general odorant-binding protein 69a-like. Lineage: Eukaryota; Metazoa; Arthropoda; Insecta; Diptera; Ceratopogonidae. The record is from RefSeq and is a predicted model, not a curated record. Gene Ontology annotation, molecular function: odorant binding. The coding region runs from base 24 to 440 and encodes 138 amino acids. The transcript has 2 exons.
AUUCUCAAGAAAAAUAUCGGAAAAUGUACAAAAAAAUUUUGUUGGUAGCAUUUUUUGUUGGUUUCGGUACCAAUGACGUCAUGUCACAAGAAUUUCACUUGGAUUCCGGCGCAAUUGAAACUAUGAUCGAAAUUCGAGACCGAUGCCUCAAAAAAGCUGAUGCCACAAUGGAAGAACUGAAAGUUUGUCAUGACGGAACCUUGCCAUCAGAUCCUAAAUUCAAGUGUUUCGUCGCCUGUAACUUGCAUGAACACAACUUUCUCGACGACAAAGGUCGAUUCCGCUCCGAAUUACUAAAAAUCGACUAUGUGCGUAAAAUUGUCGGGCAUUGCGGUGAAAUUGAGGGACUCGAAUACUGCGAAAACGGGUAUCAAGUUGGAAAGUGCUUAGUGGAAAAAUUAAAAUUAUACGAUGAAAUAUGUUCUCUCGUUGCCGUCUAAGUCUUUAAAUGACAAAAAAUCCAUUAGUUCCCUUUUUUUCGUGUAAAAAUCACUAAAUUUACGAUAAAAUUCUUAUAUUUUCCGCAUCAUUAUUCAAAUCAAGUGCUAAGGGGUGCGAAAUACGGUAAUUGAUUCUAAUAAUGUGGCAAUAAAAAUCAAUGAAUCCCUAUUUUUGAGCACGAAAAUGGAAAAUUACCAACAGAUGUGCUAACCAAAUAAAUAAAAAUUCAACACAAAAUAUCUGUUUUGAUGGUGCGCGCGAUCAAAUAAAUUUAAUUCAUAACCAAAUAAAAAGUCGUAAACCCCCAAUUCAUUGAAAAAAGUCGCAUUUUCGACAACAAAUGAAGAAAAUUUAAUUUAUUG